Verticillium nonalfalfae is the source of this 246-nucleotide messenger RNA. RefSeq names its product DNA-directed RNA polymerase core subunit rpc10 (gene RPC10). Gene Ontology annotation, biological process: DNA-templated transcription. Gene Ontology annotation, cellular component: RNA polymerase II, core complex; RNA polymerase I complex; RNA polymerase III complex. NCBI's taxonomy places the organism in Eukaryota, Fungi, Ascomycota, Sordariomycetes, Glomerellales, Plectosphaerellaceae. Gene Ontology annotation, molecular function: DNA-directed RNA polymerase activity; zinc ion binding; DNA binding. The record is from RefSeq and is a predicted model, not a curated record. The coding region runs from base 1 to 246 and encodes 81 amino acids. The transcript is spliced from 2 exons.
AUGUCUCGCGAAGCCUACCAGGUCCCCACAGGCCAGGGUUCCAACCCUGCCGCAACCGGCAAGUCCUUUGACGCCUAUGGCGGUGGCAGCAGCAGUGAGGUCGGCCCUCAGAUGCAAUACCUCUGCGGUGACUGCGGCCUCAAGUUCCAGAUGCGCCGCGGCGACGCCAUUCGAUGCAAAGAGUGCGGCUGCCGCAUUUUGUACAAGGAGCGCACCAAGCGCAUGGUUCAGUUUGAGGCGAGGUGA